Molecule: messenger RNA, 5098 nt
Organism: Eleginops maclovinus (Patagonian blennie)
Lineage: Eukaryota; Metazoa; Chordata; Actinopteri; Perciformes; Eleginopidae
Gene: tmem170b
Product: transmembrane protein 170B
Exons: 3
Coding region: 290-760 (156 amino acids)
Biological process (GO): negative regulation of canonical Wnt signaling pathway
Cellular component (GO): plasma membrane
Source: RefSeq, a predicted model, not a curated record
GCAGUAUGUCAACGUAACUAGCAACCCCCCCUCAAAGCAGCUACUGGCCCUUUAAGGGUUAUGUAGCUGGGCUAGCCGAUGUAGGACGAGUCGACCGUGCGUCUGCCUGCCUGCGCUGCCAUCCACAUCAUGGCCUCCAAACCGACACCACCGAGGAUGAAGCGACCAGCCAGCGGCCCUUCCCUUCCCGGAGUGGAGACGGACGUCAAGCCGAAGCAGAGGCACCGGUAGAGGCGAGCUGCGCCGGGGAGAGCCGCCUCACACAUCCCAUGCCCCCCCGGUCUCCUCCAUGCCUUCGUCUAAAGCCAAGUACAGCUAUUCGAUAAAGAGGGGUGCGAACCCGGGCGGCGGCAGCAGCGGCAGAAACAUGACAACGAACCGGGAUUAUUCCGUUAAUCUGUCGGUGCAGCAAGUGCUGAGCCUUUGGGUGCAAGGCACGACGCUGCAGCACUUCACAGAAAUGUGGUACUGGGUGUUCCUGUGGUGUCUCUUCUCCUCGCUCUUCGUCCACGGGGCGGCGGGGCUGCUCAUGUUGGUCAUGCUGCAGCGCCACAAGAGAGGCCGCCUCAUCACCCUGGUGCUGGUCAGCGUGGGUUUCCUGGCCUCCCUCUCCGGAGGCGUCAUCACCAGCGCAGCGGUGGCGGGGGUGUACCGCGUGGCAGGGAAGGACAUGGCACCGCUGGAGGCUCUGGUGUUCGGCGUGGGCCAGACCGCCCUCUCCGUCAUCAUCUCCUUCUCACGCAUCCUUGCCACUCUGUGAAGCAAAAACCCCUGGACAAGAUGAAGCACAGACUCUGAGAUGAGAGCGAAUUAAUCGAGCCAGUCGGAGACUUUAUGGUGGCUGAGCGUGGGGAAGGAGAGGAGGCAGAAAUGCUCUGGACAUUUGGGGCUGGAAGCAGGAAAAGCCGCCCCCCAGUGCCCCUGCUCCUUAACUGCCACAGCCACACUGCUCUUCAGAGGGUGGGUGUCUUCCUGUCAGAGAGCAGCACCAGGCGAAGACGGCGCCAUCCUCAGCUUCUGGACUUGAAAGCCAUGUUUCGGGUGUUUCCAGAGUUACAUCCCUUGUUGUGCCAAAAGCCUUCUCUGGGACAUCCAGAUGCCUUUUAUGGCCACUGACUCAUAAAGGCUUUCUGUUGCAAAUGAAGGGGGGAAAAAAACAUUUUUUAACAAAACUGCAAUGUCAAGACCUGUUAAGAUGAUCUGAUGAUCCUUCGGUGAUCAGCAUGAGAACAAGAGUCAAGCAACGACACCAUAUUUCUUCAGUAUUGAACAUCAGCCUCACCUCUUGGUCUUCACAACGUUCAGAAUAUCAAUGAUCAUUCCUUUCCCUCAAAUGGUUUUAAAGCUGAAUCAUUCAAUAUAGAGCGAGCUGCAGCUUUGAAUUUUGCACUUUGUAAAUGUUUGAGACACUCUUUGCCUGAGAACGUGUGAAAUCACUACACAUGGAGAAGAAAACCAGCAUAGGCGCUAGAUUUGGUUUGAAAUUUUAAUUCAUUUUGUGCAAACAAUAACUCUGAUUAGAGGAACAUUGCGACACAUUGGGAAAUACAUGUAUUCACUUCGUUUCUGAGAGUUAGAUGGUUAGCAUGGAGCUACAGAGAGCAGGUGGUUAGCUUAGCAUAGCAUAAAGACUGUAAAACUGGGAAAUGGCUUUUAACUACUAGCAAAUCGAAAGCUCAAAUACCAACAACUUAUAUCUUUUGGUUGUUUAGUCGAAAAACAAAAAUCUACUGAUUGAAAGGGGUUAGGGUUAGUUGUUACUGAAUAUUGGCUAAACACAACAAGUGAGUGAAUGAGUGAAAAGCUAGCUAAGAAAUAUUCCGCCAUAUUACCCCUUGUAAAGAUACAACGUAUUGUUUUUUACUCUUUAACCAAAAGAGAUAUAGAACAUUUUAAAAGAUGCAUUUUGAGAGACGGUUGGCAGAUUUAGUUUUAAUAUAGUAAGGCUAGCCGUUUCCCUCCAGUUUCGAGUCUUUGUGCUAAGCUAAGUUUAGCUAACGUUCUACUGCUUCCAGCUCGAUAUUUAGUAUAUAGACAUAAAAGUAGUGUCACAUCUCACAUCUUACUUUCAGUAAGAAAUAAAAUAGUUGUUGAAAUGUUCCUUUUAAAGCAUACAGAAAGGCCUGGACUAGCCCUCAGAAGUGUUUGCAGGUUUAUACAGGUCUCAUUGACGUAAGAUCAGGUUGAUCUUAUUCAGGCUUUAAGAUCUGUCGGUAUUAAAAAGGGUUGUUUUGCUGCUCGAAAUUCACAUUUUCAGUCAAAAUUCUCUCUCAGUGAAAGAUUUCCUGUAAUAACGUUGGAAUGGAGCCGUAGUAUUACUAACAUUAUCUGCAGUGCUACAGCAUAAAUUCCCCCGUGGAGACCCUUCCCUGUCAGGAGAAGGUCAGACGGAUUCUGCUGCUCAGACGGCCAUUCUUCUAUGGCUUCCUCUUUUCUUUGUUUUCUUUAUUAACCCAUGUUCCUUAAGUUUAACUUUGUAUAUUGCACUGAAAAUAACUGCCUUGUUUUAGCACAGUGUGUGAUGAUGCGACUCUAGUGUGACCCAAUUCGGUAAUCACAGUAAUUAUACACAGAUAUCAGUGAUGAUAGACACUGAUAGUCUUGUUUUGGGAAAGCAAAGAAUGUGCUUGAAGCUACUGUACUUACUUAAACUGGAUUAUCCUGAUGAUGCAUUGGUCUGAGUUUUCUCACUGAAAAUAGAUACACUGAUUUAUUUAAGUUUACAGCUCAUAACUUGGCCUAUUAGCACUUCCAAAGUAAAACAGUUUAUCUAGUUCGGGAGCAGGGUGGGAGGAGAAAAGGUUGUAAUGCCAAAGUGUCGCUCACAUUCUAGCUUAAUUUAUUAUCUUUGUGUCCUUUCAUUGAUUUUAUAGCCAAAUAUUACUUUUAUUCAGUUUUAGAAACAUUUGCACAUUGGCUCGUCCCCCAGACAAACCACAAUUUAAAUAUAUUGGACAGAAAUGCGUUGUUAACUGUGUGUGCUGUGUAGCUCUAAAGGUAAAUGCUGUGUAUUUAUGUGUUAUGUAAUUGACACAGCUCACCUUCAGUACCAGUUUAGCACACACGAGGGCGCUAUUGCACAGAAAGGAAGUGGCAGCCUGAAUGCCUGAAAGAUGAUUGUGGAUUUAAAAAGAUGAUGAAAGUGCUACAGAGUGUUUUGAUACAAACAUUGGACAAAAAGUCCUAAUCUUGCCCCAGGAAUUAAAAUGUUAGUUUAAGAGGACCCAUGUGAACCCCCCACCCCUUUGUGUCCACUGAACGCUCUGCACAUUACCCAUGCUACCUGCUUGAAUGUUUUUAGCUCAAUUUCAGGGACCAAAUCUGAGUUGCUGCUGGUGACUCACCUGCUUUCACAGCAAUGAAAUCUCUGCGAAGCUGUUUUUGGGGCAGUUUCUGCAUGAUUGCGUGUACGUGUGGUUCAGAGAAGAAAUGUGAGUGUUGUUGUAUUUGGUGUUGGACCGUGUGGUUGUGCAUGUGAGUAGUGUAACAAAAUGUUCUUUCUUUUCAUUAGAGGGGUUUUUACGGAACCCCCGAGAGGCCAACAUUUUUGGUGAUCCAUUUUCUAAGUCUGAUCUAAACUGUUCAGUGUAUAUUAUUUAAGAACAGGUGGAAAAAGAGUUUAAAUGUUCAUAGGUAUUUUUGUAAAAAGUGUUAUUCGGAGACAUAGAUAAACCUACAUUUACAAAGACACAUGUGGAACAUGACACAUUGUUGAACUUUUUUUUCAUCUGAAAAUGUGGAGGGAAAAACUGUUAUGCAGGUGUAUUAUUAUUUAUUUAUUAGGACUUUUGGCCACCAUAUACCUGUUCUGAAUGAGGACCAAAAGCAUUCAUGUUUUUCUAAAUUAGUUCCUUUAAUAUAUUGUGUUAGAAAUAACAUUCUGAUUACUAAUCGGCCACUUUUAGUCUAUGUUGUAAGUGGGGGAGUGGUGCUGUAUGACAACAAAACUUUUUUUUUACCCCACCUGUGUCACAGAUGACUUAAUCUUUGCUUGAGCCAUCUUGCCAUCAGGACAGAAGACAAUUGACAUCAAAGCUAAGAAAAUGAAUCACCAUCAAUUUGUGUUGUGUUUCGGCCUCUCAGGGCCUCCAUAGCUUGUUCACAUUGUUCUGAGCACCCCUAAAGUGUCCGGAAGGGUUAGGAUCUUAUUGUGAGUGACGCUGUGUUAGGAAGAUCAGCUCAUCUUACAAAAUGUGUUGGAAAACAUUUUAUUUGAUGACUUUUUCUGCCAAUGAAACUGCAAGAAUUGAUGUACUGAAGUUGUUAAAUGAGUGCACUUACUGUACAACCUGAGCUGUAUAUAGCCAUAGUGUACAAAGUACUCUGAUAUGAACAAAAUAACCACUGGAUAUUAUUUAGGUUCACACCCAGCACCGUGAACACUGAUGAGUACUGUGUUUUUCCGCUCCAGGUUAUGUGAUUCAGCCACCAUUAAAGUGGCUGUGUGACUAACUGUGUACUGCAAUAUCCAAGGAGAUACCCAGCACCUAAAACCCCCUCUAGACUUUUAAAAAUGCCAUCGCACUGCAGCGAGACGCCCACCUCAAUAAUCCUGUCUCUUUCAUAGGCUUAUAACUAAAAUGCCACAUAUUCCCCCCCCCCCCCCCCAGACGCUUACUGUGGACCCGCUGUGAUGCAUGUGCUCAGAUAACGUAUGAAUGGGAUUAUACGGACAAUCCAACAAGAGACAAUGUUGUACAAAAACCCAAGUGGCACUUGUAGAUAAUGUACAAUAUGUUCCUUUUUUAAUUUUGUACCAGCACAAACCGCUGAUAUUUAUAACUAUUGCCUAUUUAUGUACAAAUUGUUCCUUCUGUAAAUACUCAACAGUCAGUUGGAGUAAAAAUCUUUUGCAGUAUAUUCACUUGGGAGUUUUUAUUUCUUUAUCAUCAUCCUGUGUCCUUUAUUAUUCCUCCCCCUCCAGUUUCUGACUGCUUAUUCACUUUCUCUAUACAGGUUUUCCCCUUCCUCUCUUUUUUCCAAUCAUUACUCGGAGGUGAGAGAACAUGGAAAUACUUAAUUAGCUAAGCACUGAAAAUGUUCUGCUGAUUUAUUUAAACUCAGCAAAAGUUGUAAAUGUCAAGGCCAGCGUUUUUAA